UUGAUGUGUUUAUGUCUCAGGUUCUUACAAUAUUAUAAUACAUGAAUGUGGCAAACGAAAAUGAAACUCAAGGUUACUGUUGAAAGUGAUAACAAAGGCAGCAAGUUCUUCGAAAUCAAACGAAAUGUAACAUGGCGCUCGGAAAAAGUGGAAAUAUCGACCUCACUUUUAAAAAGCGUCCCCCCAACCCUGCUUUUUACCUUCCUUAAAAAGGCAGCUAUUUCUGCAGCAGUUUGCAAUGCUCUUAUCAAAAACUAUCCCAAAAUUGAAACCUCGAAUUUUCGCGACAACGCGGGAGUUUUGGUAUGUGACGUCACAAACGACGAGGCAUUUCAUAAUGACGUAAUCAGUGGUGGUGUUGACAGCGGUCUGCAGGCAGAACUUCAAAGAUUAGUAAAAGGGCUCGAAGGUGAAUUAAUAAAUCCCGACAGCAUCAACAUCAAGUGUACAGCAGAAGGAUUCUCAUUAGAUAGCUACAAUGAAAUCAGAAAACGAAACAAGAACAACAACCCAAACAGUACUUAUGUCAGCAAAAAAACAGCAACAGAAACUUCUAAACCUGACGCACCACCAGUUUCUAAACAUGAUGAACCACCAUCAGCCACCAGUGUAAAACAUGCAACUGAAAACACAGAGAAAGAUGAGACAAGGGUUGACGCACCGACCGAAUCUGAAAGGGUUCACUUCUUUGACUUAUUCGAAAACUUUGAAGAUUUUAUGAAAGGAAUUGAUGACGACGACAAAGAAUUGUGUUGGAACAAUAAACAAUACAAGGAAGCUCUUCCAGUUCUUCUUAAGGAUAUGGACAGGGUCGACAUGGAUGAAAAAGAUCGCGGAGUUCUUCAGCUUAAAAUCGGCCUUUGCUUGAUGCAAGUGGGUCGUGUAAGAGAAAGUGCAAGUUACAUUUCCGAUGGAAUCGAAAGCCUUAAGCGAGGAGAGCCAAGUUCCAGUCGAUGUGAGCAACUGGGAGAUUCUGUGCGUGAAAUUGCUAAAAGGUAUCGAGAGUGCGGACAAAUGAAAAAAGCAAUGCAUAUUUUGAAGUGCGCUGCUUGGCUGUACCAACGAGUGAACGACACAACUACAGUUUAUGCCAGCCUUAUGAAGUGUUUGGUUGAUUUAAGACGUCUCGGUGUAAAAAACAGUCCAAGUAUUUUAAAAUCUAUGCAUGAUGUAUAUGAUGCAAUUUUCCGCAUUCAAGAAACAAGAAUGCAUAGCCAAGCAACCAUGAUAUCUCAAUGCAUGGCUUGCUUUUAUUUGGGGUGCGCACUUACCGACGUGGACAAAGAGAACGAGGCAUUGGGGAAGUUCAAACUUUCUGUCGACUUGUUUGAAGAAAAACUCGGUGUACAUGCAAAGUUACAGAACUUGUACGGAGUUUGCCUACAAAAUCUUGGCACUUGCUUGGUAAGUGAAGGGAGACUGUAUGAAGCAGAGGAGACGUAUGUUAAAGCUCUGGAAAGCGAAAACAUGGCGACAGACUGGGAUAGCCCGAGCGAAAAGCAAAGGUCGAUAACAAUGACGGAACGAAGCUUGACGUCACUUCGAUUGAGAAUAGCAAAAAGAUCGGCUUCAUAAACUUUUUAAUACGAAGCGUUUAUUAUUCUAUGACAAAUAAAUUGUAUUCCUUUUUUGGCUACAUGCAAUUAUUGAUUGCAUAUAAAAUAUAUCUUCCGGAAGUGGUAUAGUAGGUUGGGGAUAGGUGAGACAUCGUUUUGAACAAUAAACAAAGGUCUAUGAAAGUCGUGAGGAUACGGUUUUAUAAUCCUUUAAAUAUUCUUUGUUUACUAUCAAAUAGAAAAAUAGAAUUAAAAACUGUACUGUCUUCCCCACCCUACUAUAUAUAUAUAUAUAUAUGUUUAACUUCUGCAAUACACCAGAAAAUAAUCGUUCGGUAUAAUACUUUUAAUUGAUUGUACUUGUGUGCGCUACAUGCUGUACAUCUUGUGUUUGUAUUAAUUCAGAAUGAUGAAUUAUUCAAUUUAAGUUUCAUCAUGUAACACGGAAACCCGAAUAAAUAUUGCGUCAUCUCUGA
Messenger RNA from Ciona intestinalis (vase tunicate), 2032 nucleotides. RefSeq lists its product as uncharacterized. NCBI's taxonomy places the organism in Eukaryota, Metazoa, Chordata, Ascidiacea, Phlebobranchia, Cionidae. The record is from RefSeq and is a predicted model, not a curated record. Gene Ontology annotation, molecular function: protein binding.